Messenger RNA from Tricharina praecox, 1672 nucleotides. RefSeq names its product diacylglycerol acyltransferase-domain-containing protein. The record is from RefSeq and is a predicted model, not a curated record. The transcript has 5 exons. Gene Ontology annotation, cellular component: endoplasmic reticulum membrane. Gene Ontology annotation, biological process: triglyceride biosynthetic process. Gene Ontology annotation, molecular function: diacylglycerol O-acyltransferase activity. NCBI's taxonomy places the organism in Eukaryota, Fungi, Ascomycota, Pezizomycetes, Pezizales, Pyronemataceae. The coding region runs from base 191 to 1453 and encodes 420 amino acids.
GCUGUGCAGAAGAGUGUGAAAACGGAGGAGAAGAAAGAGGGUGGGGAGGGGGAGGGGAAUGGGCAGGAGGAUGGGAAGCGGAAUAGGAAGGAUAAUGGUGGUGAGGGCGAGGGCGAGGGUGAGGUGAGGAGGAGGAGGAGGGAGAGGGAUAUGGAUAGUGAGGAGCAGGAGCGCGGGGAGUGGGAGAGCUAUGAGGAGGGAGACGAGGGAGAGGGAGGAGAAUCGGAGGGAGAUGAUGCGGACUGAGAAGGCCGGGGAAGACUCGGUUAGCGAUGGUACUUCGAAUGAGAGCAGGGAGCCAGAGAAGAGGAAGAAGCGGGAGCUUGUCACUGCGGUUAGGUCGACAGGUUGGGCUCCAAUCCGAAUCCCGUUCCGCCGCCGACUUCAGACCGCCGCGGUACUCUGGCACACAUUCUCGAUCCUCAUCUGCUUCAGCACGUUCUGGUUCGUGCUUGCAAUCCCGCUCAGCUGGCCAAUCCUAGUGCCGUACCUGAUCUACAUCUUCUUCCUCGCCAACAACCAUGCCGACGGUUCCGCACCUUACAAGCGCUCCGAGUUCCUGCGGAACCUCCCCAUUUGGCGCCUGUACACGGAGUACUUCCCGAUCCGUCUCCACCGCACUGUCGAGCUGGAUCCGAAAAGGAAUUACAUUUUGGCCUAUCAGCCACACGGCAUCAUCUCGCAUGGCGCGUUCGGGAAUUUCUGUACGGAGGCUACGGGGUUCAAGCAGUUGUUUCCUGGAAUCAAGAACACUCUCCUCACCCUCGAACAGAGCUUCACUAUCCCCUUCAACCGCGAGUACCUCCUCGCAAUGGGCCUGGCGAGUGUCUCCAAGAAAUCAUGUGAAGCCCUGCUGCGAGGUGAUGGUAUUCCGAAGAAGAAAGCCGGAAGGAGGCUGUUCCACCCGACUACUUGGUUCUCGGGUGCCACGAAUGAGGAAGAUGCGAAGGUCCCCGAGGGUGGUAGGGCGAUUACCAUUGUAAUCGGCGGCGCUAGGGAAAGCCUUGAGGCCCAGCCCGGGACUAUGAAGCUUGUGUUGAAGAAGCGGAGGGGAUUCCUUAAGCUCGCUAUCCGUGAAGGCGCUGGCGUUGUUCCGGUGUUGAGCUUUGGAGAGAAUGAUCUAUACGAGCAAGUCGUCCCCCGCGCAGACGGCUGGAUCCACCGUAUGCAGAUCGCUGUCAAGAAAACUUUGGGCUUCACGGUCCCGCUCAUCCACGCGCGCGGAGUCUUCAACUACGACGUGGGACUGCUCCCCUACCGACACGAAAUCAACACUGUUGUUGGUGCUCCAAUCUUCCCUCGGCGAAAAACCUCGGAGCCCACAGAUGAGGAAGUGGUUGAGUUCCAGCAGCGUUACAUCGACGAGCUGCGGCGCAUGUGGGAUGAGUGGAAGGAUGUGUUCGCUGAUGACCGACGCAGUGGCGCGGAUGGAGAGUUGGAGAUUAUCGAGUAGAUUAUGUAUAUUUUGUGUGGCUUUCUGUGGCUUUCUGGGGGGGGCUGAUGUACCUCGCGUGGAGACCGGGACACAUCUGUUUCGAGUUUUUUGAUGUACUUCCAUGACUUUGACUGACUGUACGAACUGUACGAAUGGACGAUAUGCGCGCAGUUUCAGAACGGUUUCAGGGUUCUGCCGCGUAAUGCAACGAGAGCUCGGUGCAAGUGAAGUGAAGUA